Molecule: messenger RNA, 16589 nt
Organism: Phyllopteryx taeniolatus (common seadragon)
Lineage: Eukaryota; Metazoa; Chordata; Actinopteri; Syngnathiformes; Syngnathidae
Product: apolipoprotein B-100-like
Exons: 51
Biological process (GO): triglyceride mobilization; cholesterol transport; lipoprotein transport
Cellular component (GO): very-low-density lipoprotein particle; low-density lipoprotein particle; mature chylomicron
Molecular function (GO): RNA binding; low-density lipoprotein particle receptor binding; cholesterol transfer activity
Source: RefSeq, a predicted model, not a curated record
AGGGCAACACAUUUGCAAGUCCCGCUAAUCACGUCCAGUAAGACGGCAGAACUAUAAAAGCCAUCAUAUCAAACCAUAAGGAUUAGUCUUCACUGAAGGAGGGGGACUCUUUUUACCACAAGGAUUUCCAGGUGCUGAGCCCAAUAUGGGACGUAGCAGGAUCUACCUUCUGCUAUUGCUGGGCACAUGCACCCUAGCCCAGCAAGAUGUAGGAAGUGUGGCUGAACAAUCUCCAACAUGCUUAUUGGCUAAAAGGUUCAGGAACUUCAGGCGCUUUGUGUACGACUAUGAGGCUGAGACCUUCAAUGGCGUUCCCGGAGCCAAUGUCAACAAGAGCGGCCCCAAAGUCUCCUGUCAAGUUGAGCUUGAAGUGCCACAGACCUGCAGCUUCAUCCUGCGCACCACAGAAUGCUCUCUGAGCGAGAUCUUUGCUGUGGAUGAUGACGGGAAGGCACUGUAUCACCCCGCUGCUGGAGCUCAGGCUUUCAAAGCCGCCAUGGCCAAGAACCCACUGAAGGUCACAGUUGAGCGGCACACUGAGGUGAAACUCUUCCCCGAGGAGGAUGAGCCAGUCAACAUCUUGAACAUCAAGAGAGGAAUUGUGUCGUCCCUCCUUGUUCCCGUCAUGGAAGAAGAGAGGAACAAUGAAAUGCCCACCGUGUACGGUGUCUGCGCCACCGACUUCACAGUCAACGCCAGAGGAGACAUUGCUACCGACGUAACUAUCAGCAGGGAUCUUUCCAGAUGUGACAGCUUCAGCGCUCACAAACAGGCCACCAGUCCCCUGGCUCUCAUCUCAGGAAUGCACUAUCCUUUGUCCAAGCUGAUUAGCAGCCACCAGACUUGCAACUACAAGUUUGACAACCAGAAGAAACACAUGACCAGUGGAACCUGCACAGAGAGGCAUAUCUUCCUGCCCCUCUCCCACAAGAACGAGUACGGAAUUUCCACUCUGGUGAAGCAGACUGUGACUCUGAGAGAGACCGCCAAGAUUAAUGACAGAGUCUUUGAUCAUAAUGAGGCCCUCCCCCGUUUCUUGCCAAUUGAACCUGUUGAUGACAAGUCCCCUGUGCAAACUCAAGAUGCUGCCAUUACCACAAUGGAGCAGCUGAAGACCCUGUCCCAGACCAGUCAUGGGGAGCAGCGUGCCUCCCUCUUCCACAAACUGGUGUCUGAGCUGCGUGGCCUGAAGGCUGACGUCCUGCAGGCUGCUGCAAUUGAGAUGAUUGAUAUGUCGGACUCCCUGACCAUGCAAGCUCUGGUACAGUGCGGUACACCAGAGUGCACCAGCGCCAUGCUGAGGGUUCUCGGGACCUUUGACAAGUCUGCUGUUGAAGUCGAUGCGGCAGUUUACGCCCUGGCACUGCUGCCUAACCCUUCACGCCUAAUGGUCAAGGAUAUGCUGGCCAUGGCUCAGAACAGGAAGAGCAAGCCCAUCAUGUAUGCCUUGAGUAAUGUAGUCAGGAGGCUGCACCGGGCUGAGGGGAAAGUCACUCCAGAGAUUACUGCUGUUUCUAACUUCAUGACAUCCCUUCUGGGCCCAGAUUGUUCUGGGGAGAAAGAUCUGACCUUCCUGACAUUGAGGGUUGUUGGUAACAUUGGAGAUGUGAUGGAAGAUGCUGACCCUGCUAUUAAGAACACCCUGCUGAAAUGCAUGAGACAGCCUGCAACCACACUCUCUGUUCAGCUUGCUGCCAUCCAGGCUUUCAGACGAAUGUCUUUGACAGAUGAGGUUCGCUCAAACCUCCAGAGGGUGAGUCAGUAUCCAAAAGGUGCUGUGCAGAAACGCCUUGCAGCCUACCUGAUUCUGAUGAGAAAUCCUAUAAAUACUGACAUUGACAUGGUGAAGAAGAUCCUGAAACAGGAGCAGAAUGAGCACGUCAAAUCUUUUGUGACCUCCCAUGUCUACAACAUCAUCUCCUCCACUGAUCCUGAGACCCAAAAACUUGGGAGGAAGAUAAUGGACGCUCUGCAGGACAUUGAUGUGGGCACACACAAUGACUAUACAACAAAGUCUCGCAACUACAAGUUGGGUAUGGCACAUGAAAGCAUGCAGGCCAGUAUUCAGGGCAACGUUAUCUUUGACCCUAGCAACCAGCUGCCCAGAGAAGUCAUGUUAGAAUCUACCCUGAAAGUGUUUGGCUACAAUAUGGACAUGUGGGAGCUUGGAAUCGAAGGAAAAGGCUCAGAACCCUCUAUUGAGGCUUUGUUUGGAAAGAAUGGCUUCUUCCCAGACACAUUGUCCAAGACUCUGUACUGGGCGGAGAAUAAGAUGCCACUCAAGAUGAUGGAGGUUCUGGAGAAGUGGGUUGCUCCCUUGAAAUCGGAAGGACAGAAGGUACCUGAAGAUCUUAUGAGAGAAAUUGUUCGCAAUUUCAACAAGCUGGUAAAGGAUUUGCAGGAUCAAGAAUCUCCAGAGGCCAUGGCCUACCUUAAGAUUAUGGGAACAGAGCUUGGCUACAUCAAGGCCAGCGAUUUGAAGUUUAUUGCUGAUAAUGCUAAAAUGUAUGCAGAGAUUUUCCUUAAGAUCCUCCCUACCCAGGUGGUGUCUAAACUGAUGUCCGGCACAGACAAUGAGAUCUUUAUCCAUUACAUGUUCAUGGACAACAAAUUUGUCCUUCCAACUGCCUCUGGGUUGCCUCUGACCUUUUCUCUGUCAGGCACCUUUACUCCCGGAGCUAAGGGAGGACUUCGCAUUUCCCCAAACAUGAAUGAACUGUUGUUCAUGCCGUCUGUUGGCGUUGAGUUUGUGACCCAAAUGGGCGUCCAUGUCCCCGAAUUUGUUGUCUCUACUGUCGAGAUGCACACCAGCUUGUACCACGAGAGUGCACUCAAUGCAAAGCUAACCAUGGAGUCAAACCAGGUCAAGCUUUCGAUUCCGGCUGCACAAGGCCCUGCAAAGCUUUUUAGAAUCAGCAAUAGAGUGAUGAUUGUUGGUGAUGGCAAGGCUGCCAUAAUCCCACACAAUAUGGGUAAUGUGAACUGUGACUCUCUCUAUGGAAUCAAGUAUUGCACAAAAAAACUUCAAGUUGAUGUACGCGGUAAAAGUGAUGUUUACUUCCCUCUGGCUGGAGAGACAAUGUUUGGAAUUGACAUCGAGCCCAAGGUCUCAUACACAGCUACUAUUGCAUACACACUCCUCAAUGAAGGAAAUGAUGGCCGCCAGAAGGUGGAUUCCCUGAAGAUUACUCUGAAAACUGAAGGGGCUCAGGCUGCAGAAGCUUCCGCCACCAUGAAAUACAACAGGAACAGGAAUGUCUUCACCAGCCAAAUCCAGAUACCUGACUUUGAUGUCGAAGCUGGAAUCAAGGUUGGCCUGACUGAUAGCAGCACCAAAGGCAAAGCCCUCACCCUUGAGCUUUCCAACAAGAAUGUGCCACAGCUCACUCUGACUGGUCGCGCCCACAUUCAGGCCAUGACUGAUGGCAUGCUGCAGGUUCAGUUGGUGGUCCCCUCUCUGAAGACAGAUGCUACCAUCUCUGCCACCAUGAGUAAAGCUGAAGAAUUAAUUUUUGAGAUCAAAAGUGAUAUGAAGCUCCCAGAGACAUCCUCGAUUCAGUCAGUCACAUUCAAAUAUGGCACAGAUCAGGCAGAGGUUAAACUGAUGUCAAACAUGAACGCUGAGACCAAAGUCCUGGUACCUUAUACUGGAGCCCUCAGGGCCUGGGUUAGGCAGUUUGCUGAGGAUGCCAUGGAUCAUCGGGUUGGUAACACUGACAUGAAACUGCGUCAUAUUGUCAACAAAGCAUUUGAGGCCAGCAACAUCUGGAUGAACAAGAUCUCAGCUGAUGUCCCCUAUGUGGAGACUCUGAGGAACAAUAUUGCAAAGGUGGAAAUGCCAUCCAUGCCUGAGAACCUAUUUAUGAACAUGGAAAGCAAAUUCCGCUACCAGUUCAACAAGGACUAUCUGACCAUCAGUAUCCCCCUGCCACUUGGAGGGAAAUCCUCUGAGGAAUUGUUCAUCUUCCCUAACAUAAUCACCAUGCCACUGCUGGGUGUGGAGCUUGCACCACAGCAGAUGGAAAUUCCCAAAUUUACCAUCCCCUCUGAGCAAGAGAUCAACCUGCCCCUUAUUGGAAUGGUGGAAGUGUCUGCCAAGGUGAACAGCAACUAUUACAACUGGGAGACAACUGUGUCAGCAGGCAACAAUACUGUGGACUCUCCAAACUAUUUGGCCAAAUUCAAGGUUCAGGCUACCAGUCCCAUCAAACUUCUGUCUUUCACGACUGAAGGAGCUACAGAAGUUACUGAUACAACUGAGAAAACACUGAAAUUCACCCUGAAUGGUUCCUUGGUGCACGAGUUUGUGAGUACAAGGGUUAACAUGGAGGAGACUAUUGCUGUCUCAGACAAUGUAACAUCAUCAGGAAAAUACAACAUCCAUGCUGCUGCCCCCCUGGGUUUGCGGACCUCUCUGGAGAUUACCAAGCACUUCACUCUUGAUUCAGCCAAGCUAUUGGGAGACAUCAAUGCUGAUGGAAGUGUCACCAUUGGAUCUUUAACUGCUAGUACCACUUAUCUCAACACCUUCUCAGCUGACCAUGCAAAGAAAGAAGUCAGAUUGGAGAGCACACUGAGAGCAAACUCUGAAAUUCUGAAGGUUACAAAUAAGAUCAAGUCUGUAUAUGCAAAUGAGAAUCUUAUGAUUGAGUCUAACACUAACAUCAACAGUGACCCCAUCAAGCACUCGACAAAAAUUAACCUUAACUACAAGGAUGUCAAGCUCAGCAUUCUCUCUAACUCUGUGACCAAAACUGGUCAGAGAAUGCUUCAGAGCCAAGUUGAGUUCUCAGCCUCUGAAUAUCAAGCCAGCCUCCGUAUAGGAAAUACAGCUGAAGAUACAGUGAACCGUGCCUACUCUUUGCUAACUGGUUCCCUGAAUCCUUCUGGCUUGGAGCUCAAUGCUGAUGCCUCUAUUAACAUCUUUUCGAGCCUUGCCUCUCACAAGGCAACCUUGGCCUUGAACGCCAAUGGCCUGACCACCAGCUGUACCACAACUGCUCAGCACAGCCCAGUGACCUUUGAGAAUAUUUUCCACAGUGGACUUGAUGCUAAUGGUGCCACCAUGUCUCUCACCACAAAGGGAGGCACUAAAGAGAACAAAGUUUAUUUUAAUGUUGAAGGAAAGAUUGCAAGCUAUGAAGUCUACCUAAAUGGCGUUUUUAACGGUGACAUCUUGGCCAUCAACACAAGAAACACAAUGAACUUCAGAAUAAGUGAAGAUGGUCUGAUCUUAUCCAACAACAUCGUUGGAUCUUUCAAUGAAAUGCGGACCGAUAAUUCUAAUUCCCUUUCUCUUACACCAAGAUCUUUGACCCUCCACACCAAGACUGACAGCUUCCUUAACACAAGAAACUCCUACAUGCAUGACAUCACAGUUACCAUGGAGCGUUUUACAGCCUCAGCCAUGAUCAAAAAUAAUCUGAAGAUCAUGGAGAUAAACUUUAAUAAUGAUGCCCAGUUCAAGGCACAACCCUACAACAUGGAGCUGACCGGAACAGUGAGGGGAGACUUGUCAGAAGAUGAACUCAAGCACAGUUAUGAAGUGAAGUUCAUGAACAUGAUCCUGUCUACAAAGUGCAACACCAACGGUAACAUCCUGGGAUCUCAGAUAACACAUGCCACAGAAAUGGAGGUUGCUGGUCUAACUGUGAAAUUCAACAAUGUUGCUGAUUACAAAUCUCAGUCUCUUCGUUUUGACAGUAAGAUCAAUGCUGUUGCUGAACCCUUCUCCCUUACCGUUGAUGCCUUGUUAAACUCAAAUGGUGGAGUAUCUUUGUAUGGACAGCAGAGUGGGGAACUAUAUAGCAAAUUCCUCCUGAAAGCAGAACCCCUCCUCUUCACGCAUUCGUUUGAAUACAGAGCUUCAACCACUCAUGAGAUUAAAGGCAGACCCACAAUCAAGACCAAUGUGGACAACAAGCUCAGCAGCACCAUGAGUCUUCAAGAACAAAGCGUUCACCUGACAGUUAAAUCUAAGGUAAAUGACCACACUUUUGAUCAGGAAUUGGGGGCCUACAACAAUGCAGAGAGAAUGGCUAUUGACAUGAGAGGAGCAGUCACCACAAACCUCUUUAGUGAAACCAUUCAAGACUACAGUGUGUCUGGAUUUGUGAAGUAUGACAAGAACACUGAUAGCCAUUUCAUCCAGAUCCCUUUCACCGAGCACAUUCCUGCAAUUAUUGAAGUUGUAAAAAAGACAGUAAUGAGGUUGACCGACAAUGGCAUUGAAUUGCUGAAAGACAUUAACACCGAGUAUGAGAUCGGUACCACGAUUCAGAACAAAGUAUCUGAACUGAAGGAGGUCAUUGACAACUUUGACUUAAGCCUCAUUGCCCAAAAUGUAAAAAAAUAUGUCAACUCCUUUGAAAAUGUCUUGACCAACCUGACAGCCAAGUUGCCAACAGAAAAAGUCUUCAAUGUGUUGAAAUCAGUCAAGGAUGCUAUCAUGGCUUGGAUACAGAAACAUAACAUCUCUAAUAGAUUCAAUGUAAUUUAUGAAAAAAUGGAGGAAAUUCUGUCCAAGUAUGAGGUUGACAAGAUGAUCGGAGCAGUGAUGGAUGAGGUUGUCAAAAUUAUGAAGGAAUAUCAAGUGAGGGAAAAGAUUAAGUCUGUAUUUGCCCUUCUUAGGUCAAUUGACAUCCAGCCUUUGAUUAAAAAGGUUAUGGUACCUAUUGAGGAGUUUGUAAAUGAGCUAUACUCUUUUGACUUCAAACAGCUGAUUGAGGACAUGAGGGAUUAUGCUAUGAGAAUGGUACAGAAAAUACAAUCCUUCGAUUAUGACAAAUUAACACUGGAGCUGAAAGAAAAAGUAACAGAUAUGAGCAAGAUUCCCUGUUUUGGAAAACUCUACGGAGAGUUUAAAAUCAACUCGCCACAUUACAAACUCAGGACUACAGCAGAUCUGGAAAACACCACAGCUACAUCAGUCACACCAGAGUUCAAACUGAACCUUAAUUCUCAGGCCACAUCUACUUUGACGGUCCUCCAGUUUACUAUAGAUGCCAAUGCACAUUUGGCUGUGCCCAAGAUGAGCCGUCUGGCAAUUUCUGAGUCUAUUAAGAUUGAUCAGUCAUCUUUUAAACUCGACCACAAGGGAACAAUGACUAUCUAUGGCCUGUCAGGUCAAGGUUCUGCUGACACUACUGCAAAGAUAUCCACCGAAUUGUAUUCUGCAGAUCUCGUCAACAAUGUGUUCUUUGCCAUGGAAGAUGGACUCUCUACAAGUGUAAAUACGGACUAUAAUCAUGACCUCAACAUGCCCCCUCUCAACAUCUUCACUCACGUGUCAUCAACGCAAAAGACUAAUCUUGCACUGGAAGCAGGCUCUGCACAUCUGAAAAUGAACACUCUGGCUAAUGCAAAAUAUGCCAUUCGGGAUUUCUCAGAUGAGGCAACUCACAACAGUAACAUGGACUUAGUCAUGGAUCUACACACAGCUAAAGUGACUUUCAUUGGUGCAACAAGCUGCAGAGGCUUUAAAACCAAUCAGAAUGUGGUUGCUGAUAUCUGCAUUUUCCGCCAUGCAAUUGUAGAUGCUAAAGUUGAGACAGAAACACCUGUGAUGAAGGGGAGUGUUUUAGACAUAAAGUUCCAGGCUAGGGUUGAAGACAUAAAAAUUGAUCUCACUGCCUCUCAUAAUGCACAACUGAUUGAGGGAACUCUUUCAAGCUCCGCCCUUGCCUUGAUCACACCUACUGAGCUCACAUUUGACAGCAAGAAUAAGGGAAAUUCCAAACUUUUCCUUCCAUUCAAGCUCGAUGGAAUGAUGGAGUUCAAUAAUGACAUCUUUCUUACACUGAACCCUGAAGUGCAGCAGGCCAGCUGGACUGGAAUGGCCAGAGUCAACCAAUACAAAUAUUCCCAUUACGUCAAAAUGGAUAAUGGUGAAAGGGAAAUUAAUAUUAUUACUCAGAUUAAUGGAGAGGCAAAUCUUGAUCUCUUGAGGCAACCAAUCACUAUUCCUGAAAUAACAGUGCCAUAUUAUGGAAUGAGGACACCAAAAGUGGUGGAUUUCUCACUGUGGGAAGAUGCUAGUCUGGGUUAUCUCCUCAGUACGACACAGCAGACCUUUGACAUGAGCUCCAAGAUUAAAUACAUGAAGAACCCAGAGAUGUUCACCAUAAACAUUAAUGCAGAUCCCGUCAUCAAUGUCAUUAACACCAACAUCAAGAAUCUACACAAGAAAGUGCUCAUCGGCAAAGAUAAGGCUGCUGAUAUUCUGGCUUCAACCUAUGCCAAUGCACAGGCAAAGUAUGAACAAUAUAAUAUUGAAUUACCUAAAACACUUACGAUUCCUGCAUACAAAGUACCAGUGAUCAAUGUUGAGAUGUCAACAUUCACCAUUCCGCUCCCAGACACCAGUCUUGUCACAAUGCCAGCUCUGCAUGUUCCAUCAGCUAUCAGCAAGUUUACCCUUCCCAGAAUCACUCUGCCCAAAAUUCAGAGCAUAAAGAUUCCCGUGAUGGGUGAUCUGACCUUUGAGUUCUCCAUGAAAGCACCAAUGAUCACUCUCAAAAGCAAUGCCAGCAUUCUCAACCAAGACAGCUUCAUCAUCAAACUUGAUGCAUCCUCAUCAUCACAAUUUGAGUUUCUGACAGGAAAAAUUCAGGGAAACACCAAUGUUAACAUGUUUGGCGGAUUCAAGAUGGCCUCUCUCCUUGCUGUAAAAAAUACAAUGUUGGAAGGAGACCAUGGCAGCACCAUCAUCUUAAAUUGUGAAAAGUUUGACGCCUCCAUCAGCAAUUCAGUCAAGGUCAAUCUGCCUUAUGAGACCAUGGAAGUCCACCAGGAGAUUACUGGAAACAGUCUUGUCUUCUCUCUGUCCACCACAUCUGCUGGUCACGUUGGAAUUCAAAUGCAGACCAAGCGUCCAGCACAAGUGAGAGCAAGACUCUAUGGUCGCUACCCUACUGAACCACAAACGGACAUUGAUAUCUUGGCCCUGAAAAUGUCUGUGAUGAACUCUGAAAAGCUGAAUAUUCAGACUUCCUGGAACAUGGAGAUGCCAUAUGAGAUGAUGCUGGGACUGAAGAAGAAUGCACCUGUGGUAGUCCAAACAGUCACCACUCCUGCUAUCAUGACUUAUGAUAAAAUUAGCAGAUAUGCACGAAGCCUUGAGGGUUCUUUCCAGCAGGCUAGGAACCAGGGUACAGUGAUGUUGAAUAGGGCUGUUGACAACUUUGCAGCAGUUAAUCCCUCCGAUAUGCUGACAUCUGUCAAAGAUCAGACCAAUAUUAUCGUUAGAAAAUACCAACAAAAGGUUGAGACUUUUCUUGACGCUGCAGUUAAAUUCCUGAGAGAGACCAAGUUUCUAAUCCCAGGCUAUGUACAAAGGCUGUCGGGUCUUGAGGUCUAUCAGAAAUGCAGUACCUUUGUUGCUGAAGUAUAUGACGAGGUGAUUCAGAAUGUCUCAAAGUUUUUAUUUUUCACGGUGAAAGCAGCCGUUGAGUCCUUUGAAGCCAUUGAAUUUAAAAUUCCGGGUUCUAGCCUGAUUGUCAGUGGAAGAGACAUUCUAAAUGACACUUUUAGAGCUCUGAGGAUAGUACAGGACCAAGUGAGUGCCACAGUGAGACAUGUGGGAGGAAACACAAUUGAAGAUAUUCUCAGGGAUCUUUCUGCAUUAAAUAAGAAGCUCCUCGAAAUUUUAAGAUCACAAGAUGUAGCGAAGCUCCCCGCCCUUGUCACCGACAUGUACCAGGAAGCCAUUGACUCCCAUGUCUUUACUAGUGUUGUUAAGCAGAUUGAGAAGGUCCACCACAUAAUUAGCGAAUACCUUAAAACUAUGACAACAAACCUCCAGAACAUUCUGGCCAACAUCUCCACUGAACAACUCCAAUCAGACAUCCAGUACUCAAUUGACUUGAUGCUGAAACGUGCAAAUGCUUUCCAUAACAAUAUCAUUAGAAUCCUAAAGGAAAAAAGUAAAACUGUUGAACCUUUCGUAAGAGUUGGUGACAGACAGAUGGAGGUGGAUAUUCCUUUUCCCUUUCUUCAUCAGUUCAAAUCCUACAGAGAUUUCGAGGCUACAUGUGGCCGCCCUCGCCGCCGUCUCGAACACCUCCCAGAUGCCCUCCUUCGUCUUGGCCGAGCACUCCAGAUAGUCGUGGGCGCCGAUGCGAGCGGCCAUGACUCGGCCGUCGUCGGGCCUCAGCGGCUCCAUCUUGAGCCGGCCCAGCUCGUUCUUGACGUGCUCGUCGUUGCGGAGAUCCUUCUUGUUGGCCACCAGAAUGAUCGGCACGUUGGGGCAGAAGUGUUUCACCUCGGGCACCCACUUCUCCGGGAUGUUUUCCAGCGAGUCCGGGCUAUCCACGGAGAAGCACAUCAAAAUGACGUCCGUGUCCGGGUAGGAGAGCGGGCGUAGCCGGUCGUAGUCCUCCUGGCCCGCGGUGUCCCACAAGGCCAGCUGGACCUGCUUGGUGUCCACCUCGAUGUCCGCCACGUACGUUUCGAACACCGUCGGGACGUACACCUCCGGGAACUCGUCUUUGCUGAACACGAUCAGGAGACACGUUUUCCCGCAUGCGCCGUCGCCCACCACCACAAGCUUCUUGCGGAUGUCGGCCAUUUGCGUCUCCUUCCCCAUGACGAAGUCCACAAAGAACCGAGAAAUGGGGGCGACAAAAAUAAAAUAAAAAGUCCAGACUUUUGCGUCCCGGCAGAAACACUUUUUACCGUGCGGGUGACAACUCGGCAAGAUCUCUUUAUAAAGCAAAGUGAGUGUCGACAGACGGAAGAAAGUGGCUCCGCGUGUUUGUUUGACACGCCGCCGCCGUCGUUGCUUACCCGUGGCAUGAGCAUUCCAUGCAGCAUCCUAGGUAUGAAUGACGUGGCCUGGCAGGAGACGAGAGGUGGGAUGCUGCAUGCAAAUGGUGGUCCUGAGGCUGGAGGUGUCAGAGUCCACAGUGGAGGGCCCCUAGCCGCAGUGGCUGGCCAGGCUUCAGGAGGCCCCCAUUUACAGGGCAUGGAUAGGGCCGGCAACCCCACACCAGGAACGCCGCAGCCUCCGUUGAGCGGUCGCUCGCAGGAUGACGCCACGGUCGGCUACUUCUUCCAGAGGCAGCCCGGGGAGCAACUCGGAGGUUGCGCGCCGAGCAAGCAUCGCUGGCCCACCGGAGACCCCAAUCAUGUUGAUCAGGUCCGUGUUGUGGAUGAAAUGAACUACGACUUUCAAGCUCUUGCUUUGGAGUCAAGAGGGAUGGGAGAGCUUUUGCCGGCAAAAAAGCUCUGGGAUUCAGAUGAACUGGCGAAGGAUGGAAGAAAAGGAAUGCUUCUUGGAGAGGAGUGGAGGGAUAUUGCGUGGGGGGCAUCACACCAUUCAGUCUCCCAGCCAAUUAUGGUCCAGCGCAGGCCGUGUCAGGGUUUCCACGGGAACGGCGAUGCUAAUUCCGUGCUGUCGCCUCGUUCAGAGGGUGGAGGCUUAGGUGUGAGCAUGGUGGAGUACGUCCUGAGCUCGUCUCCUGGUGACAAGAUGGAUGCCCGUUACAGGAACGGCGGCUAUGGUGGAGGCGAUACGGAUCAGGAUGGGAGAGAGAAGAAUGAUGGCCCAGAGAAAGUGUCUCCUUUUGAGGAAGACAAGAGCCCAGAGAUGAAGGUGGGGGAUGACAGUGAUCCUGCGAAGGCCAAUGGAAGAAGUUUACUAAAUGGCAUGGACAGAGACUGCAAAGACUUCAAUCCAACUCCGGGAAGCCGGCAAGCUUCUCCCACUGAGGCUGUGGAGAGGAUGGGCCCUAACCAGACAGGAUUGGAGAUGAUGAGCCAGCACCAUGUCCAUGCCCAUGCUCAUGCCCAUGCCCAUGCCCAUGCCCAUGCCCAUGCUCAUGCUCAUGCUCAUGCCCAUGCCCAUGCCCAUGCUCAUGCUCUACAACAACAGAACCACAGCAAAGGUCCGGUGGAGGAUUUUCAGAACCAGGAAGCCCAGAACAUGGGUGGCAUGGAGCAACAAGCCGGUGUGGAAUCCCUCCAGUUUGAAUAUGCAGGCAACCAGAUUCAGGUGGACUCCUCCGGAACCCCAGUUGGAUUGUUUGACUACAGCUCUCAGCAGCAGUUAUUCCAGAGGUCAAAUCCCCUAACUGUUCAGCAGCUCACAGCAGCCCAGCAGCAACAGUAUGCCCUGGCAGCAGCUCAGCAGCAGCACCUUGCUGGUCUUGCUCCUGCAUUUGUGCCAAACCCUUACAUCAUCAAUGCUGCGCCCCCUGGAGCUGAUCCAUACACUGCAGCAGGGUUGGCAGCAGCAGCUACUCUUGCUGGGCCCACAGUGGUUCCACCGCAAUACUAUGGUGUUCCUUGGGGUGUGUACCCAGCCAAUCUUUUCCAGCAGCAGGCCGCAUCUACUGCCAAUCACUCUGCUAAUCAGCAAGCAUCCAAUCAGGGACCAGGGCCAGGCCAACCUCAGGUAAUGCGCACAGGAAACAACCAGCGUCCUCUUACGCCUGGGCAAGGUCAACAAAGUCAGCAGGAAUCUCUGGCUGCAGCAGCUGCUGCUGCAAACCCCGCACUGGCAUACACAGGAAUGCCCGGUUAUCAGGUGCUGGCCCCUGCAGCUUACUAUGACCAGACCGGGGCCCUAGUGAUGGGCCCUAGCGCUCGGACUGGGCUCGGUGGGCCAGUUCGUUUAGUCCAGACUCCCCUCCUCAUCAAUCCUGCAGCAGCACAGGCUGCAGCUGCGGUGUCUGCCUCGGGUUCUGGUAGCAACAUGUCUGGCCCUCCGGCAAACGGCAUGUACCGCUCCAUGCCUCAACCCCAACCUCAGCCACAGCAGCAACAGGCUCCCCCACAGAGCAGCGGCUUGCAAUCAAGUUCCUUCUACGGCUCCGGGUCAGUCCCCAACACCUCUCAGAGCAGCUCACUUUUCUCCCAUACAUCUGCUCCACCUGCGCCCCAGAGCUCCUCGCUGGGCUUCAGCAGCACCGGCAGCUCGCUCGGUGUGGGUCUGGCCUCUGCUCUCGGAGGAUUCGGCUCGUCAGUAUCGAGCUCUACAAGUAGCAGUGUGUCUCGCAGGGACUCGCUGUUGACAAGUUCUGAUCUUUACAAACGCGGCAGCAGCAGUUUAACUCCCAUCGGCCAGCCCUUUUACAACAGCCUGGGUUACUCCUCAUCACCCAGCCCGAUUGGACUCACCCCCGGCCAUUCGCCUCUCACUCCCCCUCCUUCUCUGCCCUCCUCUCACGGGUCCUCCUCCAGCCUUCACCUCGGUGGCUUGACAAAUGGAAGCGGGCGUUACAUUUCUGCAGCACCCGGAGCUGAGGCCAAGUACCGCAGUGCCGGUGGGACGUCCAGCCUAUUUAAUUCCAGCAGCCAGCUCUUCCCACCAUCUCGGCCCCGCUACAGCCGCUCGGACGUGAUGCCAUCCGGCCGCAGCCGCCUCCUGGAAGACUUUAGGAACAACCGCUUCCCGAACCUCCAGCUCCGAGACCUCCCUGGACACAUGGUGGAGUUCUCUCAAGAUCAGCAUGGGUCAAGAUUCAUUCAGCAGAAGCUGGAGAGAGCCAGUCCCGCUGAGAGACAGAUGGUUUUCGGAGAGAUUCUACAAGCAGCAUACCAGCUGAUGACUGAUGUGUUUGGGAACUAUGUCAUCCAGAAGUUCUUUGAGUUUGGAAGUGCAGACCAGAAGCUGGCUUUGGCAACUCGAAUCCGUGGCCAUGUCCUCCCGCUGGCUUUACAGAUGUACGGGUGCAGAGUAAUUCAGAAAGCUUUGGAGUCCAUUUCUUCUGACCAGCAGGUAAUUAGUGACAUUGUUCGUGAGCUGGAUGGCCAUGUUUUAAAGUGUGUGAAGGACCAGAACGGAAACCAUGUGGUGCAGAAGUGCAUUGAGUGUGUCCAGCCUCAAGCCCUACAGUUCAUUAUAGAUGCCUUCCAAGGCCAGGUUUUUGUCCUCUCCACGCACCCUUAUGGCUGUAGAGUAAUCCAAAGGAUUUUGGAGCACUGCACCCAGGAGCAGACUUUGCCAAUACUGGAAGAGCUGCAUCAGCACUCUGAGCAGCUGGGUCAGAAAUAUCAAGGCGUAUCAUUGGAGAUGACACCCAAAACAUAUUAUACAGUGUCCCGUGAUGCACUGUUCAAGGAUCAGUAUGGUAACUACGUCAUUCAGCAUGUUUUGGAGCACGGCAGACCAGAAGACAAGAGCAAGAUAGUCGCAGAAGUGCGAGGAAAAGUCCUCCUACUUAGCCAACACAAAUUUGCAAGUAACGUUGUGGAGAAGUGCGUGAUCCACUCCUCGCGUGCCGAGAGAGCUCUGCUGAUCGAUGAGGUGUGCUGCCAGAAGGAUGGCCCCCACAGCGCCCUGUACACGAUGAUGAAGGACCAGUAUGCCAACUACGUUGUCCAAAGAAUGAUAGACAUGGCUGAACCUGCUCAGCGUAAAAUCAUCAUGCACAAGAUCCGGCCUCACAUUGCCACCUUGCGCAAGUACACUUACGGGAAACAUAUUCUGGCUAAACUGGAAAAGUACUACAUGAAGAGCGGGUCUGAGCUGGGUCCCAUAGGCGGCCCCACAAAUGGCCUGAUGUAGUCAACGCUGACAUCAUGGAUCCCCCCAAAAAAGAGGCGCAGGUUCUCAGCAUAUUAAGAUCUUUUCUCAACCCCUUUUUUGCAGGGCAGUUACCAAAAGGAAAAAAAAGACAAGUCAAUUUUACCCUAAAACGCUGUGACAACUGACAUUUGCCACUGUGCCGCCCCUAGUGAGGUCCCAUCUGGGCCCUCAGCCCUCGCCAUGAGCAGCAUAAGUCAGCAGGCUUAUUUUUGGGGGCACAAGGCCAUUGUUAAUUAUGUAACUGAUGUAUUUGACUGGUUUUCAUAUUGUACAUUUAAAUUUUUUUUUACCUUGUAAAUUCUUUGUAGAAAAAAAAAAACAUUUGCUGAAACUUCUUACAAUUCAUACCAGCAAGUGACCUAUUAAAGCUAAAAACUGAGUGACAAAAUUCCAUUUGCUUUUUGAACCGACAGACAUUGUCUAAGUCCAGGAAAUUUGAUAUUUAUAUAUGACCCCAUGUAGAGUUGAAACAAUAGUAUCCCCAUGCUGUUGAUUUCAAACAGCAAGGUACAGGCGAAUACAAAUAUGUGUGAGGUGCCACAGGUCUUUAUCAAGACCUUUUUGCUCGCUUAAAUUGGGGGGACAACUCUGUAGUAGAUUUUUAAAUGGGGCCUUUUUCUUGCCUUGCUCCCCUCACCCCCCUUUCCUCGCAUCCUCCCUUUUUUCUACAGCAAGAGCGAUUUACCAUGUUUACCUUGUCGGCCAGCAGCUACUGUUUUGGUACCCAAAGACAGACAGACUGGCUGGGCCCAAAGCGGCUCUCCAUUUCCAUUCGUUGAUUUAACAGGUACUAACGAGAAGUUAUAAAGUUAUAGAAGGGCUUGGUUUUAAUUGAAACUAUCAUAGCGCGGAUUCAAUGAUGUGGUGAGAGGCACUGGCGGCAUGCUGUGGAAGGUUUUAAUUUUUUUCCUCUUAAUCUUUUUUAGUGUCUUUUAAGUAGGAAAUGAACACUGCUCUGAGCUAACUUUAUGUACUAAAUAAUCAUCUCUCGCUUAAAAAGUAGUUUAGUGUAGCAUCUUAUGUGUGAUUCUUAAUUGUUGCUUUCGGGUCGCUGUGACGGACUAAUGCCCCACCCCACCAUCUAAGAAUUAUCAAAAUUGUAAAGGGGAGCUUUAUCCCAGCGUUGUACAUGAGAUGGAAUUAAAUACUGGGAAUUGGAAGAAGGGAUUUUUAAGUCGGAUUUUUAAUGCUCCAAAGUUUGUAUUUUUUAACUCUUUUGAUUGGAUGCCGGUGGGGCCAUCUAAACUUAUACAACUGUCCUGUAAUACUCGUAGUGAUGGCUUCUUUGAAUUGUAGAAUAAUAUGUAGUAUAUGUGCAAUCGGUAAGUGUAAGAAUAUUAUUAUAAUUAUUAUUAGCUAAAGUGAGAAAAAAAUGUCUAGUGGUGUUUGACAGGCCUUGCAAACUUGUAGUGAUGCUUUUAUUCCCUCUGUACAGUUGUACAUUUGUAACUGUUUAUGCUGUAAAUGGGAUGUCUUCUACAUUUUAGUGGGGAGAAAAAGGCUAAAAGUGUGCAUUUUGACGUGUGUAUAUUCAUCACUCCUUUCCCCCCUUUGAAUAUGUAUACAGUUUUAUUUGAGCAAGUGUUAUUUUAAGAAAAAAAUAAUUUUUAAGGCUUCAAUCUGGCAUGUAAUUUUGUUUUUUAAUCUCCUAUGGGAAAAGGUCAGCCUCUAUUUGUACUGGAGCUGCUGUAACAUCCACUGUUGAUAGUCUUUCUGAUGUGUGACACUUUUAAAAGACAAUAAGGAUUUAAAAACAAAAAAAUCCUCAAAAUCAGAGGCUGCCUUUAGUUGUCUACUGACUACACAGGAUAUGAAAAAUAUUUUUGUACAGAAAAGUGCUGUAUUUUGGAACGGCUACAACCUUGUAAGCAAAAAAGCAUUGUAAAAUAUUGUCAAUUAUAUAAAUAUGAACAUAUGAGUUUUGUCACACUGUCAAAAGUCAUGUACAUUUUCAGGUGGCCUUAUGUACAUUUCCAGCUGUUAAAUGAAGAAAACAAACUCAUUUUUUGGGAGGCAGAAUUGUGACUAUGUAUGAUUAAACUGUUCUUCUAACACCUGA